This is a messenger RNA of Penicillium cosmopolitanum, 2049 nucleotides long. RefSeq names its product tat pathway signal sequence domain-containing protein. The transcript is spliced from 5 exons. Bases 1 to 2049 code for a protein of 682 amino acids. The record is from RefSeq and is a predicted model, not a curated record. NCBI's taxonomy places the organism in Eukaryota, Fungi, Ascomycota, Eurotiomycetes, Eurotiales, Aspergillaceae.
AUGCGCCUAAGUUUUGCUUCUAUUCUCGGGUUGGUAAUCGCACCUGCGUUAGCAGGCUGCCCAUAUGCCCGGAGCCCGAGUUUGGACAACAACAAGAGCCCUCACGUCAAUGCGCCUCGCAAUGUUGACUCAACUUCCUCAAGCUCACCCCCUGCGUCUGCCACACCAGCAGUUGGAAAAAAGGGCGUUUUCUAUAUGAACCGCAUUGGGCCCUCGGGAUCACAGCUAUGGAUUUCCAACGCAGAUGGAACCAAUGCCACAAGGCUAAUGGGCAACAACACGGAUGCCUUUGAUUACCAUCCUACCUGGUCGGCAAACGGAAAGUGGAUCGUUUUCACUAGCGAACGACGUGGAGCAGGUCAGUCGGACUUGUACCGUGUGCAUCCUGAUGGAACAGGUCUUGAAAUGCUUGCCGGCACGGACAGUGUGGAGGAUUCCGGUACAUUGUCGCCAGAUGGGAAUAAUUUGGCAUAUGUUUCCACAUAUGGAAACUAUACGACAAAUAUCUGGGUCAAAGACCUCCAGACCGGUAUCGCGCGCAAUCUCACCGACACCCCGGCCAACCGGGCUGACAAUACCUGGCCUACUGGCCACUAUCGGCCUUCAUGGUCUCCUGACGGAAAUUGGAUUGCGUUUAGCUCGGAUAGAAACAACGACUGGACUGGUCACAGUGAAGGAGUUGGUUGGGAACACACACAGAAUCUUGGCAUCUAUAUUGUUCGCCCGGAUGGCUCAGGGUUCCGCAAGAUUCUACAUAAGGACGGCUUUUCCUUCGGCACUCCCCAAUGGUCUCCUGAUGGCAAGCGCCUCAUCUACAACAACAUGACCAGAGAGAACACCUACUAUGCGCACGGGGUUUCCUCAGAACAGGUUCUUGUUUCCUCUCAAAUAUAUAGUAUUGAUGUCGCGACAGGAAAAAACAUAAUCAAGCAUGUCGCAGAUGACCACCUCAAGGUUGGCCAGCACUACAUCGCCAAUUCGACCAACAUUGGCUAUUUGAUCAAGGCCGGUACCUCAGAGGGAAUUGGCUACAGCUCCGUUGACAAAACACACAUGUCUUUUAAUUUGACCGGUCUUCGGGAGCCCUCCUGGUCUCCCGGUGGCUCCAAGAUUGUAUACAAUGUUUUUAACUGGGAUCAGCAGGCCGGCGACCUCCAGCUCUGGAGCUUCGACAGUCAAUGGGAUUAUCGCUACAUGGAUGUUUUUCCUAUGCACAAUGUUGCGUCCAACACCCUGUCUAUCACAGAGAAGGUACUGGGAGGCGCCAACAGUUCUCUUGUGGUUUCAUCAACAAAGCAUACCGAACUCACUGACGCGCUUGACUCUUACGACAUAUACUCCGCUAGUAACGCCACAGAGGUCACAUGGUUGGAAGAAGGAAACUCCGGCGCCUUCCAGUCUUCAUUCAACCCAGAUGGCGAUGAACUCGUCGUCGGAUUCGGCGCCUGGUUUGUGACCCGGUCUACCGACACCGGUGCCAUCUAUCGCGUCACAGCCAACGGCAGCUCCUACGCUAACCUGACCGACUGGGAGAAUAAUGCUGGAUUUCCCUCGUGGUCUCCCGAUGGAUCAGCCAUGGUAUACCGUCUGUGGAACAUCGAAUCUGGUGCUCCCCAGGGAAUCCAGCUUCUCAAUUUCACUACCGGCGAGACCACCAAAUUGACCCACGGUUGGGAUAAUACCCCGGGCUGGUCUCCAGACGGUCAGCGCAUUGUAUUUACUCGCAACAAUAACUGGACCGAGUCAUACGGAGCUCGUUGGUAUGCCGAUCGCUUUGAUAUCUACACUAUCCGUCCUGAUGGCUCCGAGUUGACCCAGGUCACGGAUAGCCUGGCCAAUGAUGCACACGCUGUUUGGUCUCAAGAUGGCCGUAUAAUGUGGUCUACCGGAAUUUAUGGCUUCAAGGAUGAAAGUGCUCUCUAUGACAACACCUUUCAGCCCUACGGCCAAAUCAUGGUAAUGAACUACGACGGAAGCGACAAACACAUUGUCACAGAUACGAUUUGGGAGGACUCCAUGCCGCUCUACAUGCCUAAUGAGUAUCUUUAG